UGGUCCAGUUUGUGUACCGCCACUGUUCUUUCAGAACUCCCCUUUCUUUCACACUCGCUACCUUGGCAUCGUAACGUUACUGUCUCACGCACCAGUGCUACCGAGCUAGGCUAUCAGCUAGUCUUCCGAUAUUGUAGCUGAGACGCACCGGCUCCAACAACAUUACGGUGUUGUAUUGAGUCAUAACUCUCCAUAAAUUUAAGACAAAGAGCUGUUUCUAAUUGAAGGAACUGAAAUAUAGAUCUUCAAUAAACUAAUUGAAGAUGAUUAAGCUCUUUUCUCUGAAGCAGCAGAAGAAAGACGAGGAAUCUGCUGGAGGAAACAGAACAGGAGCCGGGGGUAAAAAAGCAAGCGCGGCCCAGCUUCGAAUACAGAAAGACAUCAAUGAACUGAACCUCCCAAAGACGUGCGAGAUCGUCUUCCCCGACCAAGAUGAUCUGCUCAACUUCAAACUCAUCAUCUCACCAGACGAGGGCUUUUACAAAGGGGGAAAGUUUGUCUUCAGCUUUAAGGUAGGACAGGGCUACCCUCAUGACCCCCCGAAGGUCAAGUGUGAGACAAUGGUGUACCACCCGAACAUUGACCUGGAGGGCAAUGUCUGCCUAAAUAUCUUGAGAGAGGACUGGAAGCCUGUGUUGACAGUGAACUCCAUCAUAUAUGGACUACAGUAUCUAUUUCUAGAGCCAAAUCCAGAGGACCCUUUGAACAAAGAGGCGGCGGAGGUCCUGCAGACGAACCGACGGCUCUUUGAGCAGAAUGUCCAGCGGUCGCUGCGGGGGGGUUAUGUGGGUGCCACGUAUUUUGAGCGGUGUCUCAAAUAGCUCCUAGCCCAUGUCGCUUUUUUUUUCUUUUUUUUUCCCAAGAUGCAUUACCGUUUACACCUGAGACACUGACUGACACACAGACUUGAGUGGUCGGGGAGGGAGUGGGUCCAUGGG
This is a messenger RNA of Oncorhynchus tshawytscha (Chinook salmon), 938 nucleotides long. RefSeq names its product NEDD8-conjugating enzyme Ubc12. Bases 264 to 821 code for a protein of 185 amino acids. The record is from RefSeq and is a predicted model, not a curated record. Lineage: Eukaryota; Metazoa; Chordata; Actinopteri; Salmoniformes; Salmonidae. The transcript has 6 exons.